This is a messenger RNA of Notolabrus celidotus (New Zealand spotty), 693 nucleotides long. RefSeq names its product granulito (gene gra). Bases 130 to 513 code for a protein of 127 amino acids. The transcript is spliced from 7 exons. The record is from RefSeq and is a predicted model, not a curated record. Lineage: Eukaryota; Metazoa; Chordata; Actinopteri; Labriformes; Labridae.
GUUUAGUCACGACACCAAAUGGAAUUUUAUUUUGGAGGUACUUCACCGGAAGUCAUGGUUCCCUUUCAGCUGUCAUGACACCGGCUGAAGUGAGAGGAACCACGCCGAGGGACUGCAGCAAGCCACAGGAUGGAGGUAUCAAGAAGAAGAGUCCUACAAAAACAUCUGGAGCCUGCAAGGCCACUGCGUCGAUGCAUCCAAGCUGAUAUUGAACCCAUGAUAAGUCCUGCAACAUGUGCACAGGCAAUGAUCAAGGAAAUGAAUGAAGAGAAAAAUAUUGAAAUCGAGCAGUUUUACAAGAUUGUCAACCUCCACAAGCAGAAAGAAGGAAGAAUCUCUUACUCAAGAGAUUUUUUGAUUGGUCUGGCAAGUUGUCCCGAAGCCAGAAGGAAGCCGGAGUAUCUUCCAGAGCACCCCAUAGUCCUAACUGAGGCCAGAGAUCUUGAGCACCUUAAGCUUCAUGAAAGGAGGUGGAAUGGUGGACAUGAAGACAUGUUUCCACCUCAACUGUAAUACUUCAGCUGUAUGAGAGAUCCACGAUUUGGGAUUCAAAUGAAGCAAAGAUACGGAAUUCACACAUCUUAACACCCGAUCAAAGAGACAUUGUAAUAUUGCUCUGAACUUGUUUGGACAAAAUGUCAAAUUUACUGUUUGAACAACUAUUUCCUGUUUAUAAUAAAAUUUGAACUUGUU